CGACGACCUUUACUUCGACACCGUUUACAAUCCCUCCGAGACCGAAACCGAAACCGACUCCGCAUCCCAUCCUGUAGAGUCUCAGCAACCGCCGUUAUCGUCGGUGGUUGAGAAGAAGGAGUGCAACAAGAGGAGGAAAGUGUGCAGAUCAUCGCAUCUGGCUUCAGGGACUCGGAACCUGAGCAGAGAACAGGGGAGUAAGCUUCUUGCGAGACAGUUUCGGCAUGAUUGGCUGUACAUCUGUGAGUGGCCAGGGUGCGUCCACGUGGAGGAGAAGAGGAAUUACAGGUUGUUCAGAGGCGUGUUCAAGAACUUCAAGAGGAGCAGGGUGUGGAGGACCAUCAAUGAUGGCAACAGGAAGAGGAUCGAUCUUGGUUGCGCCUUCUGUAACUGUCAUGAGACUUGGGAUCUGUUGUCUGCGUUCUGUUUGAGGAGGGGCUUUGGCUAUCACGAUGAUGGUCAGCCUGUUGUUCGAGCUUUUGUUUGUGAGAAUGGCCAUGUCUCUGGUGCUUGGACUGAUGUCCCCAUCUACACUUAACUUUAGAGUAGCAUUGUUUCCUAAUCCCUAUGCCCUUCAACUUACCCUUCAUUCUUCCUUCUUUUGUUAAUAUAUCGAAUCGAUAUAUUUUAGAGUUGUUCAGAUGCAUGGGACCCACUAGUCUUAUGUCACAUUUCAGACGGAUUCAUAAUUAUGGUGCUUGUAAAUCUCUCUCUGUGAUCCUCUGUUCCCAACUUUGUUUAACAUAAUUCUGUCUUCGUUUUCCAUUUCAGAAGCGUAGUAGAUCAUGAUUCACGACCAGAUGAAAGGUAUAAUCAUCAUAGUUCCACUUUUUACA
Arachis duranensis is the source of this 836-nucleotide messenger RNA. Its product is annotated as phytochrome A-associated F-box protein. Lineage: Eukaryota; Viridiplantae; Streptophyta; Magnoliopsida; Fabales; Fabaceae. The record is from RefSeq and is a predicted model, not a curated record.